UGGAGAAAAAUAAUCAAAAAGUAAUUAUCAGUUGUCAUAAAAAGUUGGCUUCUCAACACAAUGUAGUUCAUGGCAUUCACUUGUUCAUUUAUAACGUAACUCACUGAUGCAGAUUUUUUAAAAAUUAAUAAAUCUGAAUGUUGUUCAUUAUUGAGUUAUUCCCGAUCAUUGAAAUCAAAACUAAUUAAAAACUCUUAGUUAACAUUCAUCUCGAAACAUGUCUUUUAUCCGUGCACUUUCAAACAUAACUUGAUAAUGUUGCUUGUGCAACCAUCUGCGAAAAUUUGCGUAAACUUUAAGCUAGGAUGAAGGUUUAUAUAUUGCGUUUGCAAUAACUAUUAUCAUUUCGAAAGCUACCGUUAUGGUGAAGUUAUUUCAGUUUCGCAAUGUUAUUCUAUGGCUGACACUGCUGUCGUUGUCAUGCCGACUGGAUGCCGGUCAGGGUGUGAAGGCGACUCGUUCAAAGUUCAAUGCCGCCGUCAUCCAAGCGGCAGUCGGGGUGGACGCGAGGAUUGCCGAGGCAGACAGACUUGACAAGAGCGCAUUUGAUGAAGGCACAGACCGAGUAAUACCCGGUCGGAAGGAUUCUUCAGGGCCACAUCUGCUGACUUCCGCUACCGCAAAUGGGAUCGGUCGGAUGGGUCGGGCCUUCCUAGAGAUCGCCAGAAAUAUUAUAAGCAGCAUGAAAAUUCAUCCUGAAGACGCUGGUCGGCAGAUAACCGCCGCUAGGAUCACGCCGCCGAAGGCCCUGCACUGUCCUUUCCAAAAACCCAACUGUGACCGUUCAGUGAAGUUCCGGACGAUAGAUGGAUCUUGUAAUAACGUGGCCAAUCCCCUGUGGGGGAGAUCGCAGACGCCUUUUGAGAGAUUAUUGUUGCGUCAUGCAAAGGCCAACUUGGAUUGCUGCACGAAGCCAAAGAGGCCAGGUUGCUUCCCAAUAGAUAUCCCACCGAAUGACCCUUUCUUCCCGCCAAAUCGCACGUGCAUCAACAUGGUUCGAGCUCUACCAACAACUCCACUUGACUGCACCAUAAGUGUCCGUCAGCAGUUGAACACAGAUCACCCACUACCUGAUGGCUCGCCCAUCUAUGGCUCCUCGGACGACGAGAUCCGUGACCUCCGCACUCUCACUGGAGGCUACGACGCGAGCGAGCAGCCAAUGGUACGGAGCGCAUUUGUCGACGGCGGCCUACCGUUUGGCCACAGCCUCAUCUGGCAGGAGAGUGCUUGCCCCAAUGGCGCCAUCAAGGUGUCCGAUCGCCUCCUCAAAGAACGAGUUCCUGAUCCGACCUCGUCUAUACGCGGGGUUCACCUGUUUGAGCGGAAAGGGUUUUCGGCGGGGACCUCGCUGCAACAAAUAUCCAACGGGGCGGACUAUGCCAUCCCUGGCUACCAGCUUAUCGUCGCCUCUGUGAACUUCACGGCCAUUCUCUCACACACGGAUUUGUACAGCGAAAGCUCAACGAUAUCUACAGGUUAUAGUGCCGGUAAAGCAGCACACACAACAGAUUCAGUAACUGGUAGAUCGGCAAAAUCGUUUAGGUCCAGGAACUUCCCAAAGCACAAGAGGAAGGUGAAGAAUGACGAUGAUACGAUUGCUCGUUUGAGGAAGACGAAGAACUUGUCGACGGCCUGCGGAAUAAGCUCAUUAUUACUCGGACGCGUUAACGUGAUUGUAGGUCAACUAGGCUUUCCGUUCUUGUAUGUUUCAGGUGUCCGUCAGCAGUUGAACCAGAUCACCCACUACCUUGAUGGCUCGGCCAUCUAUGGCUCCUCGGACGACGAGAUCCGUGACCUCCGCACUCUCACUGGAGGUCUUCUUAAGACGAGCUCCAACAACCUGUUACCGACUGCGCCUACGACCGGAACUGGCUGUAUUCUGACCACCUCGACAAGGCCGUGCUUCAAGGCUGGGGACGUCCGUGUGAACCAGCAGCCGAUGCUGAUGUCUAUGCACACGGUCUGGGUGCGGGAACACAACCGCCUUGCGCGCGGCCUCGCGCUCCUCAAUCCAACCUGGGACGACGAGCGACUCUUCCAGGAGGCACGCAGAAUCUUGGGCGCCGAGCUCCAGCACAUCACAUACAACGAGUUUCUUCCGGCAAUACUGGGGCGCAGAGUUAUGACAAAAUACGGAUUGAAGCCACUUUCAAACGGUUAUUUUAAUGGCUACGACGCGAGCGAGCAGCCAAUGGUACGGAGCGCAUUUGCGACGGCGGCCUACCGGUUUGGCCACAGCCUCAUCUGGCAGAGAGUGCUUGCCCACAAUGGCGCCAUCAAGGUGUCCGAUCGCCUCCUCAAAGACGAGUUCCUGAAGCCCGACCUCGUCUAUACGCGGGGUGUCGGGGACAUUUGUCGGGGCCUCACACGUUCACCGGUGGAAAAGGUGGACAAAUCGCUCACUGAACAGAUAACAAAUCACCUGUUUGAGCGGGAAAGAGGUUUCGGCGGGGACCUCGCUGCAACAAAUAUCCAACGGGGGCGGGACUAUGCCAUCCCUGGCUACCAGGCUUAUCGUCGCCUCUGUGAACUUCACGGCCAAUUCUCUCACACACGGAUUGUACAGCGAAAGCUCAACGAUAUCUACAGGUCACCAGAGGACAUUGAUCUGUUUCCCGGUGGCGUGUCUGAAAUCCCCGUCAACGGGGGAAAGGUUGGCCCGACCUUUGCCUGCCUCAUUGGACGCCAGUUUAAAUCACUAAAGAAUGGAGACAGAUUCUACUAUGAAAACAGCGGCGACACCGCAUUCUCAGGGAACCAGCUGCAGGAAAUUAGGAAGGUUACGCUCGCUUCCCUCUUUUGUGCUAAUACAGACAUUGGUACCAUACAGCCGUCUGCAUUGAAAAGCAUCCGGCGAGGAAACACUCUUGUCAACUGCAAUAACAUUCCGCACUUAGACCUAAAUCCCUGGCGGGCGACCGGCUGUGUCCCUGUAAACGGCGGCUACUCGGCCUGGGAGCGAACGCGCUGUUUUGGGACAUGGCGGAUCAGGUAUCGGAUUUGUAACAAUCCUCUGCCAAACGAGUGCGGCAAAUCAUGUCCACGUCAGUUUGAAAUCCAAAUAGAAACGUGCGGUAUCCGUCGGCCUGGUUUUCGACGGGGCAACGCUGGUCCCCCAGAUGUAGCCAUGGUAAGCGCAGAGGUGUCACGGCUGUCGGGGGAAGGAUUUCCGCUAUUGACGGAUCACUUAUGACGACAGCCAUGAGAGGUUUUCGGCAUUUUUAAAAUAUAUAUAUUUAUAUAUAUAUAUAUAUAUGUCCUGUAAAAUUCUUUGACAUUCAUCAAUUUUAAUGUAUUGUGUAUGUAUUGAUUUUGAAUAAAAUUGACCUUCUUGAUCAA
This is a messenger RNA of Mya arenaria, 3339 nucleotides long. Its product is annotated as peroxidasin homolog. Gene Ontology annotation, biological process: response to oxidative stress. The record is from RefSeq and is a predicted model, not a curated record. Gene Ontology annotation, molecular function: peroxidase activity; heme binding. Bases 362 to 3193 code for a protein of 943 amino acids. NCBI's taxonomy places the organism in Eukaryota, Metazoa, Mollusca, Bivalvia, Myida, Myidae. The transcript is spliced from 15 exons.